UUUCGGCCAGCAUUUUUCACAAGAAGAAUAUAUUUGUUGUGCUGUAAUCAAACGUUAAAAACUAUUUUGGAUGAGUGAAACUUAGUGUAAAAGAGCAUAUGAAAGAGAUUGGUUAGUGGUUACGCAUUGAAUAUUGAAUAUACUGAAGCAAAAAUGGAACGACAGACAAGUAUUAAAAGUGAAAUGAGAGUGCACUUUAGUCACCGUUACAAUGUUAAAAACAAAUAUGACGCUUCGUUGCUUUCGAAUGAUUACAAGUUGCAGUGGUUAUCAUCGAUAUAGGAUAUUGGCUGCCCUGCUGUGCAUAGUAGCUAUUGCUGGAGUAACAGCUGCCGGAAAGCGGCGGAAAAUUAUCAUUCACGUUCCAGUUAAGGUGAAACAAGAGAAACACACACAUACACAAGUUAAAACUGUUCACCAUCAUCAUAAGCCAACCGUCAUCAAAGAAGAAAAAAUAAUUAAAAAAGAAGUACACAAGCCAGUUGUCAUCAAAGAAGAAGUUGAACAUGAACAUUUCCAUCACCAUUAUAAGCACGAUCAUCCAACAUUUGAGGUAGACGGACAUGAACCACUUGGAACUGGAAACGAUUUUGAUGGCCUAAAAUUCAACUAAUUGAGCAUUGAAUCCUGACAUAACGAAACUGACAAAUGUUGAGAAAUCUCUAAAUAAAGAAAUGAAUGAAAAA
This is a messenger RNA of Armigeres subalbatus, 686 nucleotides long. RefSeq lists its product as uncharacterized. The transcript has 3 exons. The record is from RefSeq and is a predicted model, not a curated record. Bases 212 to 613 code for a protein of 133 amino acids. Lineage: Eukaryota; Metazoa; Arthropoda; Insecta; Diptera; Culicidae.